GAAGGAGAAAAAGAUCUCCGAGAUUCCUUGUUGAGCGUCAACAACGGAGCAAAGAUGCCCUUUGUGUGACUUGGGACGUGGAAGUUAUGGUGAGGAAGGCUUGUGAGAAGACUAUCAGUGACCUCAGACUGGACUACCUGGACCUGUACCUGACUCACUUCCCUAUGGGCGUCAAGGCAAGGGAUGAGCUCUUUCCCCUGGAUGAAGACGAGCAGGUCAACUCUGAUGGCAGCAGCUUCCUUGAAACUUGGGAGGCCAUGGAGCAGCUUGUUGAUGCUGGCUUGGUCAAGGCUAUCAGCGUGUCCAACUCGAAGCAAUUCUCAAAAAGCCGUGUCUCAAGGACAAAGCCGGCCAUCAAUCAGGUCGAGUGCCACCCAUUCCUGAUCCAGGAGAAGCUGGUCAAUUACUGCCAUUCAAAGGACAUCUUUAUUACGGCUUAUAGUCCGCUAGGAUCCCCUGACAGACCUUGGGCAUUAUGAGGUGAUCCUUCGCACUUGGAUGAGUCAAAAGUCAAGGAACCUGCUAGAAAGUACACCAAUACGGCAGCACAGGUUCUCAUCAGGUUCCAUAUUCAGAGGAACGUGACUGUCUUCGCCAAGUCAGUGACUCCCCAUCGGAUCAGGGAGAAUUUUCAGGUGUUUGAUUUUGCACUUAAGGAAGACGACAAGAACCUCCUGCUCAUUUUAUGGUAAGUGGAGAGGACGACAAAGAGGCACAUAAUCAGAUCGUGUUCCUGUGUGUGUUAACUGUUGCUAUUGUUUUCCUGAGAGGGCGUCGAAACACAAAGGCUAUCCAAUCAACGCUGAAUAUUAACUCAGGAGACCAUAACAUGUUUCUGCAUGGGAUCCAACAACUGAGAAACUUGUUUGUGCUCGUCGGUUUUUUUCUCUCUCCCCCACAACCCUUUUCACUGCGAAAAGUAACUCCGUAUUGAGAACCAAGAUGGGGGAAAAAAAACUAAGGCACAUUUACUUCAUUUCACAUGCCACAUAAUAAAAUACGACAAAAGCCAGUACAUACUAAAACUAUUUUAUUGUAAUAUACCCCGCAGUGAAAAUUGUUGGAAGGCAUAGAAAUGUUCUGCCCGUGGCCUUUAGUGACCCCUAGUGCCCAUUAAGAGGACCAAGGACAGCAAAUCCUGGGUGCCCUUCAGGCACUGUGUCAUGCAGCUUUGGCACGCACACGCAAACAAAUGAGGCAACGCAAUCACAAGCAGCACAUAUGACAAUAGUCACAAGUGCCACAUAUGACUCGGAAAUAAGAGGAAGUGCUUGUAUCACGUAAGGAGAAACUACAGUGCAACGUAUUCAUGCUUUGUAAACCUUGUUGCCAACAUUACGAUGCUACUAUGAUUAAUUGAGUAAAUAUGUCUCAAAUCAGGGUUGCACGGACAGUUUUUCCUCUAACAAGGACAGUAACAAACCACAAGUGCGCAAAAGAAAAGAAAGCAGCCCGUCUUUUAGCAAACUGCAGCACACACUUGCAGAUUUUCCGCAUCAGAAUUCAGCAUGGAAAGGGUAGUCCUUGUGCUUCACGCUCCUGGAGGGCAAAGGUAAAUAAAACCAUGUAUGAAAAACAUGCUGCACCACAAAGAAAGCCUUAACAUACUGUCAUUUCUAUACACUUACGAUUUAAUCGGACAGACUCUCCAAUUACGAUUGAAUCCCAAUAUGGUCUUCAUAUCCUCGUCGCUUACUUGAAAGUCAAACACCUGCAAACAUUUAAAUCAACAAAACGUAAACGACAAGAGGGCGUUAUGCAAAUAUCGGAACCGUUUCUUGCUCCCUACCUUGAAAUUGUCCUGGAUGCGGUGAGGGGUGACCGAUUUUGGAAUCACAACCAGAUUUCUCUGGAUUUGGAAGCGGAUCAGGACCUGAUUUUACAUCCAGAGUUAACACCCACUUUUUCCCAAUCAAAACAGACUUAACUUUCAUUACUGCUGUACCUGAGCAGAAGUUUUUUUGUACUUCUCUGCUAUGGCUGUGAUAUCAGGAUGCUCCAAAAGCGAAGGGUCAUCUGAUGUAGCCCUGCAACGCAGCCAGCGGACUUUGUCACACACUACUUUGAAAUCGGUGUAAACUCUCGUUUAUCGUGGGGGUUACGUUCCAGAAACCCCCAGCAAUAAAUGAAACCCCUGAAGAAGCGGCUGACAUGAUGUGAACAGGCGAUUUUUCUCCCUCAAUCAUUGUACCCCGUUCCACACACUGACGGUCCUGGCAAUGUAGUCAGCUAAAGACAUUAUGGGAACCCAGCAUCCAGCGCGGUGAUGCUUUUAACUAUAGUACCGUAAUUGUAGAAAAAUCAAGCUAAACGUUUCUCUUUACUAGUAUUUGUUCCUAUUGAAAUUGUUAUGAGUGUGUGCAGAUAACUAUUAACCCUUUAUUGCUCAGUGACUGUUUUUUGUCAAUGUCUUUAUGUCUCAAAAGUGUUCUCUGUCAAUUGACUGCCUGUUGUCGUACUAGAGCGGCUCCAACGACCAGAGACAAAUUACUUGUGUGUUUUUUGGACAUACUUGGCAAAUAAAGAUGAUUCUGAUUAGCUAAUAGUCGGGCUAAGGUUGGUAUUUGUAAGUUAAUUGAAUAAAACUCUUAACUGUGGCUUGUGUUUCAAACAGUGGCUUUCCAGGCAGGUUCUUCGUAUCCUCUGCAAGGUUUCAUUUUCUGCUAAGAACAAGAGGCCUGUUGAACUAAUGGGAGUCACUGAUAGCAGAUUAAAAUCAUAUAGCCAAUAAAGCCAACUGCAUCAGAGAUGUGCAGGUGAGUAACUGCACUAAACACUGACCUAUAAAACAAAAAUCUAAUAAGUGAACCGCAAUAUAGCUAGGGAUUAUUGCAGACAAUCUACCCUCAAAGACAAGUAAACCUACCAGGGUCUGUCAGGGGAGCCAAGGGGGCUGUAGGCUGUCACGGAGAUACCCUUUGAGUGGCAGUAGUCGAUCAGCUUUUCCUGACACAGGAACGGGUGGGACUCCACCUUCAGGCAUAAAUAUGCAACCAAUCUCACCCUGUUCA
Phycodurus eques (leafy seadragon) is the source of this 3011-nucleotide messenger RNA. RefSeq names its product aldo-keto reductase family 1 member B1-like. Gene Ontology annotation, cellular component: cytosol. Gene Ontology annotation, molecular function: aldose reductase (NADPH) activity. The record is from RefSeq and is a predicted model, not a curated record. The transcript has 8 exons. NCBI's taxonomy places the organism in Eukaryota, Metazoa, Chordata, Actinopteri, Syngnathiformes, Syngnathidae.